Vigna umbellata (rice bean) is the source of this 1605-nucleotide messenger RNA. RefSeq names its product Cytidine/deoxycytidylate deaminase family protein. Gene Ontology annotation, biological process: riboflavin biosynthetic process. The record is from RefSeq and is a predicted model, not a curated record. Gene Ontology annotation, molecular function: diaminohydroxyphosphoribosylaminopyrimidine deaminase activity; zinc ion binding. NCBI's taxonomy places the organism in Eukaryota, Viridiplantae, Streptophyta, Magnoliopsida, Fabales, Fabaceae.
GGUUACACGGGGAGAGCAAAGAAUAAAACAAUUGCUGUUCUCUUUUGGUUAUAUCAACAAACACUAUGCAAGCACUGUGUUCAGAUUGCAGUCUUCAGGUGCCCAGGUUCUCGAUUACUGCAACUCCUCCAAAGUUUGCAUCUUUUGUGUCCACCCUAAGCCCCUCCAAGGCUGGAACUAGGUUGUGUUUGCCUUUUGGUUGUGGGAGUUACAAACCCAUUAGGAGUAGGUGGGAUGGGUUUGGGGUGCAGUGUGCAUCCUCCGAAGGAGAAAGUGGUGAUGGGUUUUACAUGAGAAGAUGUGUGGAGCUUGCAAGGAACGCUAUUGGGUAUACCAGCCCCAAUCCAUUGGUGGGGUGUGUUAUUGUAAAGAAUGGGAUAGUUGUUGGAGAAGGGUUCCACCCUAAAGCAGGGCGACCACAUGCUGAGGUGUUUGCUCUGAGAGAUGCUGGUGAUUUGGCACAAAAUGCGACUGCCUAUGUGAGCUUGGAACCUUGUAAUCAUUUUGGUAGGACUCCACCUUGUACUGAAGCUCUAAUUAAAGCCAAAGUGAAAAAGGUUGUUGUUGGGAUGGUGGAUCCAAAUCCCAUAGUUGCCUUCAAAGGGGUGGAAAGAUUGAGAGAUGCAGGAAUUGAAGUUGUUGUGGGUGUAGAGGAAGAGUUGUGCAAGAGCCUCAAUGAGCCUUACGUUCAUCGCAUGUUGACGGGAAAGCCUUUCCUUACUUUGAGAUAUUCUCUUUCUGUCAAUGGAAACUUUUUGAACUUGCUUGGGAAUGGAGCUGCAGACUGUGGUGGUUACUAUUCAAGGCUAUUACAGGAAUAUGAUGCAGUGGUAAUGUCUUCUUCCUUUUUCACUGAAAACUUUAAAGUACCUGCAUCUCAAGAACCUGGAGCCAACCAACCAAUUCGGAUUGUAAUACAUAAAGAUCCUAGUUCUUUAAAUCAAAUUCUAUCAUCCAUCAAUGACAUCACAAGCAAAAUCAUAAUCUUUACUGAAAAUAAAGCGGGAACAGCUCCAGAAGUGGCUCAACAAGGAAUUGAAACUGUAGCUCUGGAUCAAAUAAAUCUGGAUGUGAUCUUGGAUUAUUGUAAUCGUCAAGGAUUAUGCAGUGUUCUAUUAGAUAUUAGAGGGAAUUUCAGUGAGUUUGAAGUGCUUGUUAUGGAGGCUAUGGAGAAGAACUAUAUUAAUAAAUUUAUCACAGAAAUUUUGCCUGUUUGGAACAAACGUACUGAGCCAGAUCCUCUACAGACAUUGAAGAGCUUAGAGCAAGGAAUGAAAGUGCUAAAUUUGAAGUCAAAAACCUCUGAUCAGAGUAUUGUAAUUGAGGGAUAUUUUAAAUCUGAGUAAAUGGAGCCAUAGGUGCUACAACUUCCAUUUAGCAAUAUUUCAGUGUCAUGGUUUUUCCAAGGCAUUGUUUGCUGUAGGCUAACUUAAAAAAGCAUUUAAUGUAUUUUUCUGGCGGAAACUCGAGGGUAUUGUAACCAAUGAUUUUUGUUUUCAUUUAUUUCUAGGCUAACAUUUUGUUUAGCUUCCCAGUUUUUGCAUGUAUGCAAAUACAUUGACUUGAAAUUUAAAAGAGAUUUUGCCAGUCUUAUGUUACCUUGAA